CCUUUGGCUGGUCGUCAUCGUGUGACAACAACUCUAUGGGAAGAUGAAGGUACUUUGUGCUUCCAAGUUGAUGCUCGUGGUGUUUGCGUUGCCCGUCGUCAUGACAACAAUAUGAUCAAUGGUACAAAACUCCUCAACGUUUGUGGAAUGUCUCGUGGAAAACGUGAUGGAAUCUUGAAGAACGAGAAAGAGCGUAUCGUUGUCAAAGUUGGAGCAAUGCAUUUGAAGGGUGUUUGGAUCACAUUCCAACGUGGAAAACAAUUGGCCGAACAGAACAAUAUCCUUGAUGUUUUGUACCCAUUGUUUGAGCAAAACAUUCAAUCGUUCUUG
Meira miltonrushii is the source of this 330-nucleotide messenger RNA. Its product is annotated as apses-domain-containing protein. Lineage: Eukaryota; Fungi; Basidiomycota; Exobasidiomycetes; Exobasidiales; Brachybasidiaceae. The annotation marks the transcript as partial. The record is from RefSeq and is a predicted model, not a curated record. Gene Ontology annotation, molecular function: sequence-specific DNA binding; DNA-binding transcription factor activity. Gene Ontology annotation, biological process: positive regulation of transcription by RNA polymerase II. The transcript has a single exon. Gene Ontology annotation, cellular component: nucleus.